GAAUAUCAAGAUCCCGAUGAAUUUAUCAAAGAUGUAAGGUGUAUAUAAGUUGAGGUUUAAUUCCAAUUUCUACCUUUUCUAGUCAUCAUACAAUUCAAACACAAACCAACUCACAAUUCACACCCUGACUUGUAUUUCCAAGUCGACUUACAACAACCACUUAUACCGACGACAACCAAUCACAACACCAACCACCAAAAUGCAUCACUUCUCCCGCCGCGGCCCCGUCACCACAACCACCACCCGGCCCCACCAUAGUAUCGGAGGCGGUCUCUUCUCGCGCCGCCACGCCGGCCACCACACGACCACCGUCCCAGCCACCACCACCCGCACCCAUCGCCGGGGAGGCCGCGGUAUGGGCAUGAGCAUGGGAGGAAGCCGCAUAAAGGCCGGAGGUCUCUUCUCCAGCGGCCGUCGCCGCCAGCACCACCACCACACCACCGCCGCGCCCAUGACAACCACACACCAUCACCACCAAAAGAGGCACGCCUCCAUUGGCGACAAGAUCAGUGGUGCGCUGCUGCGGCUUAAGGGGAGUCUGACUGGGCGCCCGGGGCAGAAGGGUGCUGGCACAAGAAGGAUGCAUGGGACCGACGGCCGCGGGGUGCGUCGUCGGCGCUUUUUUUAAGCGGCCACCUGGGGGGGGAUGGGCAACCAAGCUGGCAUUGCCCGCCAACUUGUUAAUGUAUAAUGAGUUGUAAUAUUAUGGUCACGAUAGGGAAGAGGGAUGGUGUUUGCCCUUGUCACUGUACAUCACAUUACACACGAGAUACCCCUGGAGUAGUAAGAAUGCAGACUUGUCCAUAUA
Chaetomium fimeti is the source of this 808-nucleotide messenger RNA. RefSeq lists its product as uncharacterized. NCBI's taxonomy places the organism in Eukaryota, Fungi, Ascomycota, Sordariomycetes, Sordariales, Chaetomiaceae. The coding region runs from base 200 to 628 and encodes 142 amino acids. The record is from RefSeq and is a predicted model, not a curated record. The transcript has 2 exons.